AUGGCGGAUGCCUGGGAGGAGAUCAGGCGGUUGGCGGCCGACUUCCAGCGGGCGCAGUUCGCCGAGGCCACGCAGAGGUUGUCAGAGCGGAACUGCAUUGAGAUUGUGACUAAAUUGAUUGCUCAGAAACAGCUAGAAGUAGUUCAUACACUUGAUGGGAAGGAAUAUGUUACUCCAGCCCAAAUUAGUAAAGAAAUGAGAGAUGAGCUACAUAUCCGAGGUGGUCGGGUAAACAUUGUUGAUCUGCAACAGGUAAUUAAUGUGGAUCUGACUCAUAUUGAAAGUAGAAUUAGUGACAUUGUUAAAUCAGAAAAGCAUGUUCAGCUAGUGUUGGGUCAGCUGAUAGAUGAAAACUAUCUGGAUCGGUUAGCAGAAGAGGUAAAUGAUAAAUUGCAAGAAAGUGGUCAGAUAACCAUAUCAGAACUGUGUAAAACCUAUGAUCUUCCUGGGAACUUUCUCACACAGGCACUAACUCAGCGACUAGGUAGAAUUAUUAAUGGACACAUUGAUCUUGAUAACAGAGGAGUAAUAUUUACUGAAGCUUUUGUAGCUCGACAUAAAGCACGCAUCCGUGGACUGUUCAGUGCUAUUACCCGGCCUACAGCAGUGAAUUCUUUGAUAUCAAAAUAUGGAUUUCAGGAGCAGCUUCUUUACUCUGUCCUUGAAGAACUUGUCAAUAGUGGACGCUUACGAGGCACUGUGGUUGGUGGGAGACAAGAUAAGGCCGUGUUUCUACCUGACAUUUAUUCCAGAACACAGAGUACUUGGGUGGAUUCCUUUUUCAGGCAGAAUGGCUAUCUAGAAUUCGAUGCUUUGUCCAGACUGGGAAUUCCAGAUGCUGUGAGCUACAUAAGGAAAAGAUACAAGACUACACAACUCUUAUUUUUGAAAGCAGCUUGUGUUGGUCAAGGACUUGUGGAUCAGGUGGAAGCAUCGGUAGAGGAAGCCAUCAGCUCUGGAACUUGGGUUGAUAUUGCACCUCUGCUACCCAGUUCUUUAUCAGUUGAAGAUGCUGCAAUGUUGCUUCAACAAGUGAUGAGAAGAUUCAGCAAACAGCCUUCAGCUGUAGUCUUUAGUGACACUGUUGCAGUCAGUGAAAAAUUUAUAAAUGACUGUAUAGAACUCUUCAGUGAACUGAUGCACCAAAAAGCUGAAAAGGAAAUGAAAAAUAACCCAGUUCAUUUAAUCACUGAAGAAGAUCUGAAACAAGUCUCCAUUUUAGAAAGUAGUAAUACAAGUAAGAAGGAUAAAAAAGAUGAACGAAGAAGGAAAGCAACAGAGGGCAGUGGAAGUGUGAGAGGAGGAGGUGGGAGCAAUGCCAGAGAGUACAAAAUUAAAAAAACCAAGAAGAAAGGAAGAAAAGAUGAUGAUAGUGACGAUGAGUCAUCUCACACUGGAAAGAAGAAGCCAGAGGUCACUUUUAUGUUCCAAGAUGAGAUUGAAGAUUUUUUAAGAAAACGCAUACAAGAUGCGCCUGAGGAGUUUCUUUCUGAACUAGCUGAGUACUUAAUAAAACCUCUUAAUAAAAUUUACCUUGAGGUGGUACGUUCAGUAUUCAUGUCUUCAACAACUGCCUCUGGAACUGGCAGAAAGCGCACAAUCAAGGACUUGCAAGAAGAGGUUUCAAACCUAUACAAUAAUAUUCGAUUAUUUGAAAAAGGGAUGAAGUUCUUUACAGAUGAUACCCAGACUGCCCUUACCAGGCACUUGCUAAAGACAGUCUGUACUAAUGUCACCAAUCUCAUUUUCAACUUCUUAGCUUCGGAUUUAAUGAUGGCAGUUGAUGAUCCUGCAGCCAUUACAAGUGAAGUAAGAAAAAAAAUUUUGAGUAAAUUAACAGAAGAAACUAAAGUAGUCCUCACAAAACUCCAUAGCUCCUUGAAUGAAAAGAGCAUAGAAGACUUUCUUUCUUGUCUGGAUUCUGCAGCAGAAACUUGUGAUAUUAUGGUGAAAAGGGGAGACAAAAAAAGGGAAAGACAGAUUCUGUUCCAGCAUCGACAAGCACUGGCUGAACAGCUAAAAAUCACAGAAGACCCUGCUCUUAUCCUGCACCUCACAUCAGUCCUGUUGUUUCAGUCCUCAACCCACAGCAUGCUCCAUGCACCUGGAAGAUGUGUCCCACAGAUCAUCACUCUUCUUAAGAGUAAAAUUCCAGAGGACCAGCAUACACUUUUGGUAAAGUAUCAAGGACUGGUUGUAAAGCAUUUAGUUCAUCAGAAUAAGAAGACUGGGCAGGAAGAGGAUUCCUUGAGUGAUGAAUUAGACAAUGAAGAAGAAGAUAGCACCAGUACUACUCGUAAAGAGCUUCAAGAACUUUCUUCAUCCAUUAAAGACCUUGUUCUCAAAUCCAGGAAAUCAUCUAUGACAGAAGAGAGAAAUCUUUAG
Molecule: messenger RNA, 2385 nt
Organism: Pipistrellus nathusii (Nathusius's pipistrelle)
Lineage: Eukaryota; Metazoa; Chordata; Mammalia; Chiroptera; Vespertilionidae
Source: the annotation of a GenBank genome assembly